Scophthalmus maximus (turbot) is the source of this 2694-nucleotide messenger RNA. RefSeq names its product thyrotropin receptor-like. The record is from RefSeq and is a predicted model, not a curated record. NCBI's taxonomy places the organism in Eukaryota, Metazoa, Chordata, Actinopteri, Pleuronectiformes, Scophthalmidae. Gene Ontology annotation, cellular component: membrane. Gene Ontology annotation, molecular function: thyroid-stimulating hormone receptor activity; protein binding. Gene Ontology annotation, biological process: G protein-coupled receptor signaling pathway. The transcript has 11 exons. Bases 45 to 2144 code for a protein of 699 amino acids.
AAGGUUCUUCCUCACUGUGCAGUGUGACCCGGGACUCUGUGACCAUGAAGCCUGAUGUCGGUCUCCUCUUCCUCUUCUUCUUCUUCUUCUCCGUUAAGGUCCGGACGAUUCUCCCUCUGGAUUAUUAUUGUCCAGCAGGUUGCCAGUGCGACUCGGACGUCCGCAGUGCGUCGUGCUUCGGAGCCGAGGUCAUGCCUGUUUUCCACCGCGGCACUCAGGAGGUGUGGCUCGUUGGGACCAGACUUCCUUCAGUGCGUCAGAACGCCUUCGCCAACUUGGACAACGUUUCUCACAUAUACAUCUCUGAUGAUGAUUCUUUAAGAUUUCUGGAGAGACAUUCUUUCCACAACCUGUCGAGGCUCAGCCACAUACAACUAAGUGGCAUCAGAAGACUGUCAUACAUUGACCAAGAGGCGUUUAAGAAUCUGCCUAAUUUGAAGUACCUGGGGAUCAGCAACACGGGCCUCGCGUCCUUCCCUGACCUCCAGUAUAUUCAGUCCAGCCAAGAGGAUUUUAUUCUGGAGAUAGUGGAGAAUGCCUUCAUACAAGUCAUCCCUGCUAAUUCUUUCAGUGGAAUAUCGGAGCACGCUCUGACCAUCCUUCUGCACAGCAACGGUGUGAAAGAAAUCCAGAGUUACGCCUUCAACGGCAGCAGACUGGAGGAAGUGUUUCUUCACAGGAAUGUGGAUUUGGAACAAAUAGAUGAAUUUGCAUUCUACGGAGCGAUUCACGGCCCAACUCACUUAGACCUUUCAGAUACCAAAGUUAGCUCUUUGCCUUCGAGAGGUAUGGAGACCAUUGAAAAGCUCCAGGCUAAAAACACUCGGGCCCUCAAAGUGCUGCCCCCCUUGAGCGCCUUUCUCCACCUGCAGAGUGCUGAGUUGACCUUCCCCAGCCACUGCUGUGGGCUAAAAAUGUUGAAAAGAUGGAGUGGACACGCUGAAGCAGUUAUCUGCAACCUGACCCGCGCCGCUUUGGGAAAGUUCCAGGAAUCUUCUGCAGCUCUCUCUCAGAAGUAUCUGGGACACAAGAUCUACCAACAUCUGGCCGGCGGCCCGACAGCACUCAGUCGCUACUACGACACUCCCACGCGACCCACCGAGCCGUCAGAGACCGAGGGUCUGUUCUACGUGGAGUUACCCACGCAGCGUCUCAGCUACGGUUUUGACUUUGGCCUGUGUAACGAACUCCCCGCAGAGAUUCACGGAGCUUUGUGCACACCACUACCUGACGCCCUGAACCCCUGUGAGGACGUGAUGAGUCGAGGCUUCCUCCGGGUGUUGGUCUGGCUGGUCAGUCUUUUGGCCAUCUCAGCCAACCUGCUGGUGAUGUCCAUCCUGCUCACCAGCCGUCAGAAGCUGUCGGUCACCCGUUUCCUCCUGGGUCAGCUGGCGUUUGCAGACUUCUGUAUGGGGUUGUACCUUCUGCUCAUUGCAUCUGUUGACCUCUACACACACUCUCAUUAUUACCUCUAUGCUAUCGCCUGGCAAACAGGAAGUGGCUGCAAUCUUGCAGGGACGUUAUCGGUGUUUGCCAGUGAGCUGUCCGUGUACACGUUAACUUUGAUCAGCCUUCAGCGCUGGCACGCCAUCUCCUACGCCAUGAGGCCAGACAGGAAGAUGAGGCUACGCCACGCGGCCGCGCUGAUGCUCGCUGGCUGGUUGCUGUGCCUGGUCCUUGCGCUGCUGCCGCUGGUCGGCGUGAGCAGUUACCAGAAGGUGAGCAUCUGCUUGCCCAUGGACACGGAGACGGCUGCUGCUCAGGUGUACGUGGUCUCCGUCCUGAUGGGCAACAUCACAGCUUUCAUGGUGGUCUGCUUGUGUUACCUGCACAUCUACUGCAUGGUGCACAACCCGCAGCACCAGUCCAGCAGGUGUGACACCAGCAUGGCCAAACGCAUGGCUGUUCUCAUCUUCACCAGCUUCCUGUGCCUGGCUCCCAUUUGCUUCUAUGGUUUGUCUGCAGCGUUCCACCAGCCACUGAUGACGGUCACAGACUCCAAGGUGCUGCUGGUGCUUUUCUAUCCUCUCAACUCUUGUGCGCAUCCGUUUCUAUACGUCAUCCUGACAAAAGCCUUUCACCGAGACAUCCUGAUGCUGCUGAACCGGGUGGGGCUUUGCCAGUGGCAAGCGCACCUCUACUAGGUGAAGCGAGACUGUUGGAAUCAAUCUCCACAUAUACAGACGGAUGAUGCAUUCGUCAUAUGUGAAAGAAAAACUCCGGAAGAUGUCCGGACCCAACUUUCUGAACAUUUUAUGGACUUCAUGUCAUGAAAACUUUGUGAUGUGUCGUGUGCUUAGUUUUUGAAAAGCCCCUGUGUCAUCAUCCACUUUCUAGGCCUUCAGUUGUAGGCUCAUAUUUUCAUAUGCAUGAAACAGAAAAACUGUACACUGCUCAUGUAUCGUCCCCGAGCCCCCAGCAGGUUCAUCUGACAACGGAUUUAAGUUCAUGAUGACGUUAACACCGUCUCUGUUCUUUCUUAUUUCAGUGGUCUUGUAUGAAAACAAGUAUUUCAUGGAUAUAUUUUUAUUUUAGUUUUGUAUAUACUUCCUUGUCUUGUUUUUAUAUUGCUGCUGGGGUCUCCGAGAGCUACCAAUCUAAAUUACAUUGUACACUUGAAAGGACAAUAAUGCCUCAUGUCUUAAAACCUUAACACAUUCUAAAUUGUUCAUAUAUAAAAAUAAAACCGAUUUA